This is a messenger RNA of Closterium sp. NIES-65, 2034 nucleotides long. NCBI's taxonomy places the organism in Eukaryota, Viridiplantae, Streptophyta, Zygnematophyceae, Desmidiales, Closteriaceae. The record is from the annotation of a GenBank genome assembly.
AUGGCCCUGUCGCCCCCCCCCCUCUUCCGCGGCCCAUUCGCCGCCCUUUCAGCGGCCCGUCGUCGCCCUUUCAGCGGCCCCGUCGCCGCCCUUUCAGCGGCCCCGUCGACGCCCGCCCUUUCAGCGGCCCCGUCGCCGCCCUUCCGCGGCCCCGUCGCGCCCCCCCCUUUCGCGGCCCUGUCGCCGCCCUUUCAGCGGCCCGUCGCCGCCCUUUCAGCGGCCCGUCGCCGCCCUUUCAGCGGCCCUGUCGCCGCCCUUCCACGGCCCCGUUGCCGCUCAGCCGCCGAGCAGCCCAGCCACCGAGCAGCCGAGCCAUCUUGCAGCCGAGCCGCCCGAGUGCCGAGCCGUCCAGCAGCCGAGCCACCGAGCCGCACCGCAGCCAAGCACUGCUGCCUGUCGGCCUGCCCGGGACCUCCCCACUUGUCUGUUGACUUUGAGGUCUGGGUAGAUGAUCUGGAGCUUUUCCUACAGUGCGAUAGGGCAGACAGUCUCUCGUUUGACCUCACUUCUGGUGCCUCUCCUGCCCGUGCUGCUGAUGCUGACGCCACUAUUCGCUCACAGUGGGCAACGCGUGAUGCUGCUGCUCGCCUUGCUGUGCGCCGCCACUUACCGACCACUAAGCGUGCACACUUUAGCCAGUACAAGAGUGCUCAGACCUUGUACGACGCUGUAGCUGCACGCUACUCUUCCCCUGCCACUGCUGCACUGAGCCGCCUCAUGCUACCGUACCUCUUCCCUGACCUUACUGCCUUUCCCACAGUCGCUGACCUCAUUACGCACCUCCGCACUAGUGACACUCGCUACCGCGUUGCGCUUCCUGCUAAUUUCUGCGCCAAGAACCCCCCCCCCAUGUACAUCACCCUCUACUACAUAGUCACCCGGCUCCCUGACUCUCUCCGCGUAGUCAGGGACCACUUCCUCUCAGUUUGCCCCACCACUCUCAUCGUUGACCUCCUCGAGAAGGCCCUCCUAGCGAUAGAGAAGAGCAUAGUCGCUGUAGGAGCCUCUCGUGGUGACCCUCGCACCCCCGUCUUUGAGGGGUGUUCUCCCUCCCCCCUCUUGCCCUCAGUUGCCUCUGCUGCUGCGGCUGACCUCGUUGGUUUCGAGUCGGUCGGCGCUGUGUCUGCAACGAGCGGGAAAUGCCGCACCGGCAAGGGUAAGGGGGGCAAGGGCACUGGAGGGGCUGGAGGGGGCAGUGGAGGUGGUGGUGGAGGCAGUGGAGGGAGUGGGGGUUGUGGUGGGAGUGGUGCCGGGGGUGGCGGCGGCGGCGGCAGUAGUGGAGGCGGCGGAGGCGGUGGAGGUGGCGGAGGGAGCGGAGGCGGCGGAGGUGGCGGAGGAGGCGGAGGUGGAGGAGGCGGCGGAGGCGACGGCGGCGGCGGCGGUGGUGGAGCGGGUCGCGACUCUGCGCAGAUGAGUGGCUCAGGUGGUGGCCCGCGCCAGCAGCAGCGGAGUGGUUGCGGAGGCCCGCACUCCAUCCAGCGGUGCUUUGGUCGCCUGACGGACAUGUGGCGUCGCCAGUUCCUAGAGGCGUUAGAGAUCCCUCGUUGGGGAGAUCUGGCUAAGGCCGGGGUUGCUAUCUUUGAUCUUGACUUUGAUGCUAUUCUUGCUGCCAUGUAUGCUGUUGCUGAUAGUGUUGAGGGUGCUUGUUACCUGUGUGUAGCGCCUAACCCGGGCAUUGAGGCUGCUGCGCUAGGUGCUGGUGAGACUGCUGCUCUAGGUGCUAGUGCGUGUGCCGCCCCAGGUGCUGGUGAGUCUGCUCUUUCAGGUACUACGUCGGCUCAGGCCUUACACACCUUCACCCUUGACUUGGAUGCGUCCCGCUCCUUCUUUCGAGACCGCACCACUCUUACGCCGCUUAGUCGGCCGGUUGCAGUCUCCCUGGCGGACCUCUCUGGGGGUCCUGUCCUUGCUAGCUUCUCCACUGUCUUACCGUGCCCGGCAGCCCCCUCUGGCAUCAUGUCAUGUGUCUACCUCCCCUCGUUCUCUACAAACUUGGUGAGUGGAGCGGACCUACAGGAUAGGGGGGUUGACUAG